Puma concolor (puma) is the source of this 3333-nucleotide messenger RNA. NCBI's taxonomy places the organism in Eukaryota, Metazoa, Chordata, Mammalia, Carnivora, Felidae. The record is from RefSeq and is a predicted model, not a curated record.
AUGAGUGUCCCUGACUACAUGCAAUGUGCCGAGGACCACCAGACUCUCCUCGUGGUGGUGCAGCCUGUGGGCAUUGUCUCGGAAGAGAACUUCUUCAGGAUCUACAAGAGGAUCUCCUCCGUGAGCCAGAUCAGCGUGCGGGACUCCCAGCGGGUGCUCUACAUCCGCUACAGGCACCACUACCCACCGGAGAACAACGAGUGGGGCGACUUCCAGACCCAUCGCAAGGUCGUGGGCCUCAUCACCAUCACAGACUGCUUCUCGGCCAAGGACUGGCCUCAGACCUUCGAGAAGUUCCACGUGCAGAAGGAGAUCUACGGCUCCACGCUCUACGACUCCCGCCUCUUUGUCUUUGGGCUGCAGGGGGAGAUCACGGAGCAGCCGCGCACCGAUGUGGCCUUCUACCCCAACUACGAGGACUGUGAGGCGGUGGAGAAGAGAAUCGAGGACUUCAUUGAAUCCCUCUUCAUUGUGCUCGAGUCCAAGCGUCUGGACAGGGCCACAGACAAGUCCGGGGAUAAGAUCCCCCUCCUCUGUGUCCCGUUUGAGAAAAAGGACUUUGUGGGACUGGACACAGAUAGCAGACAUUACAAGAAGCGGUGCCAGGGGCGCAUGCGGAAGCAUGUGGGAGACCUGUGCCUCCAGGCCGGGAUGCUGCAGGACUCUCUGGUGCAUUACCACAUGUCCGUGGAACUUCUCCGCUCAGUCAAUGACUUCCUGUGGCUCGGAGCUGCCCUUGAAGGGUUAUGUUCCGCGUCUGUCAUCUGUCACUAUCCUGGUGGAACUGGGGGUAAGACUGGAGCUCGCAGGUUCCAGGGGAGCUCUCUCCCUGCUGAAGCAGCCAACAGACACCGACCAGGGGCACAAGAAGUUCUCAUUGAUCCAGGUGCCCUCACAACCAAUGGCAUAAAUCCCGACACCAGUGCUGAAAUUGGACGUGCUAAGAACUGUCUGAGUCCCGAGGACAUAAUUGACAAAUAUAAGGAGGCCAUUUCCUAUUACAGCAAGUACAAGAAUGCCGGAGUGAUUGAGUUAGAAGCGUGUGUCAAGGCUGUGCGAGUCCUUGCCAUUCAGAAGCGGAGCAUGGAUGCUUCAGAAUUUCUCCAGAACGCGGUUUACAUUAAUCUUCGACAGCUCUCCGAAGAAGAAAAAAUCCAGCGAUACAGCAUCCUCUCUGAGCUCUACGAACUGAUUGGCUUCCAUCGGAAGUCCGCGUUCUUCAAGCGCGUGGCCGCUAUGCAGUGCGUGGCCCCGAGCAUCUCGGAGCCCGGGUGGAGGGCCUGCUACAAGCUGCUCCUGGAGACGCUUCCCGGCUACAGCCUGUCGCUGGACCCCAAGGACUUCAGCAGAGGUACACACCGAGGCUGGGCUGCUGUCCAGAUGCGUUUGCUUCACGAAUUGGUCUACGCCUCCCGAAGGAUGGGGAAUCCUGCUCUUUCCGUCAGGCACUUGUCCUUCCUGCUGCAGACCAUGCUGGAUUUUUUGUCCGAUCAGGAAAAGAAAGACGUGACUCAAAGCCUGGAGAACUACACGUGCAAAUGUCCUGGGACCAUGGAACUCCUCACCCUCCCAGGUGGGCCCACCCUGCCUCCAGUGCCCUUCACCAAGCUUCCCAUCGUCAGGCGUGUGAAGCUGUUGAACCUUCCCGCCAGCCUCCGGCCACAGAAAAUGAAAAGCUUGCUGGGUCAGAACGUGUCGACCAAGAGCCCCUUCAUCUACUCACCAAUUAUCGCACACAACCGUGGAGAAGAGCGGAACAAGAAAAUAGAUUUCCAGUGGGUUCAAGGAGACGUGUGUGAAGUUCAGCUGAUGGUCUACAACCCGAUGCCGUUUGAACUCCGAGUUGAAAACAUGGGACUCCUCACCAGCGGCGUGGACUUCGAGUCUCUCCCCGCGGCGCUCUCCCUUCCGGCGGAGUCUGGUCUUUACCCAGUGACUCUCGUUGGGGUCCCACAGACGACUGGAAUGAUUACUGUGAACGGUUACCAUACCACGGUCUUCGGCGUCUUCAGUGACUGUCUGCUGGACAACCUCCCGGGAGUGAAGACCAGUGGCUCCACGGUGGAGGUCAUUCCCGCCCUGCCCAGGCUGCAGAUCAGCACCUCACUGCCCAGAUCUGCCCAUUCCUUGCAACCCUCCUCUGGUGAUGAAAUCUCUACUAAUGUGUCCGUCCAGCUUUACAACGGGGAGGCUCAGCAACUCGUCAUCCAAUUGGAAAAUAUUGGGACGGAGCCACUGGAGACACUGGAAGUCACCUCCAGACUUCUCACCACCAAAGAAAAACUGUAUGGUGACUUCUUGAGCUGGAACCUGGAAGAAACCCUUGCCCAGUUUCCUCUGCAACCUGGGAAGGUGGCCACUUUCGUCGUCAACAUCAAGGUGAAACUGGAUUUCUCAUGCCAGGAGAAUCUCCUCCAAGACCUCAGUGACGAUGGAAUCAGCGUGAGUGGCUUUCCGCUGUGCAGUCCCUUUCGACAGGUCGUUCGGCCUCGAGUGGAGAGCAAGCCUGUGAAUGCCCCUGAAGGCGGCAAACCAGGAGACCCGAGCCACAUGAAGACCUUGGAAGCUAUCCUGAAUUUCAAAUACUCUGGAGGCCCGGGCCACGCUGAAGGGUAUUACAGGAACCUGUCCCUGGGGCUGCACGUGGAGGCUGAGCCGUCUGUGUUCUUCACCCGAGUCACUACUCUGCCGGCGACCAGAAUGGCCAUUCAAGUGGACAAGUUCAGCUUUGAGAGUUUCCCAGAAUCCCCUGGGGAGAAGGGACAGCUUGCAAAUCCAAAGCAGCUGGAGGAGGAGAGGCAGGAGGCCCGCGGCUUGGAGAUCGACAGCAAGCUGGACGUCCACUGGAGAAUCCCGUCUCUGAAGCGCACCGGCGAGGCGAGCGUGGAAGGGCUCCUGAGCCAGCUUGUCCUGGAGCAUCUGCAGCUGGCCCCGCUGCAGUGGGAUGUGCUGGUGGACGGACAGCCAUGUGACUGUGAGGCUGCAGCCUGCCGGGUGGGCGACCCUGUGCGUCUGGAGGUGCGGCUGACCAACCAGAGCCCGCGCAGCGUGGGGCCCUUCGCCCUCACCGUGGCCCCCUUCCAGGACCACCAGAAUGGCGUGCACAACUAUGACCUGCAUGACGCCGUCUCCUUCGUGGGCUCCAGCACUUUCUACCUUGACGCGGUGCAGCCCUCAGGCCAGUCGGCCUGCCUCGGAGCCCUGCUCUUCCUGUACACGGGUGACUUCUUCCUCCACAUCCACUUCCACCAGGACAGUGCGAGCAAGGAGCUGCCGCCAUCCUGGUUCUGCCUGCCCAGCGUGCACGUGCGGGCCCUGGACGCACAGGCCUGA